Messenger RNA from Exserohilum turcica Et28A, 2324 nucleotides. RefSeq lists its product as uncharacterized. The transcript has 2 exons. Lineage: Eukaryota; Fungi; Ascomycota; Dothideomycetes; Pleosporales; Pleosporaceae. The coding region runs from base 12 to 2039 and encodes 675 amino acids. The record is from RefSeq and is a predicted model, not a curated record.
CGCCAAACAAAAUGGCCUUCUCCCCUGGAAUGCCCGUCUUUCCUGCCAGUCCUGAACGCAGCAGCACGAAGCCACUAUGCAGCAACUCUGCAAAUGCAUCACCGGUACUGUCCCCGUCGACAUCGCCCCUCCGCACCCACUCGCCGCUGCGACACACCCACCGCCGAACCGACUCGGACGUUUCCGUCACAGCCCUUACCGGCAUGUUUGAAAACCUCGAGGUUAAGGACCCACGAGAAGCGUGCAGGCGUUUCAAGGAACUGCUAGACAAGGAAAAGGCACGACACGCGGAGAAGCUGGCCAAGCUCGAAAAGGAGCACGCGAAAAAGGAGAAGGAACACGAAAUGGCGCUCAGCCGGCGCGACAUGCGCAUCGAAGAGCUCAAGAGUGAGCUCGAGAACGCCAGUGGCUCGCUCGAGGUUGCCAUCACCAAAGAGCGCUACGAAAAAGAGCGCAAGGCGAACAAGGCUGCCAUUAACCAGUGGGAGACUGUGUUCAAGCAAAACGAAGAGCGGUGGAAAGGCAUGCAACACAAGAUGGUUGAGGCAGAAAACCAGGCCAAAACCUACGAAGGCAAAUAUCGAAGCUACAAGAAGCAGUGGAUUGAGGCAAACAACGACAAGCUCCGGCAUUCAUCCAUGAUCCCACAACUACAAUCUAAAAUCCAAGGCCUACAGCGUAGUUUGCAGCGGGCUGAGUCGGACGUAAAGUUCAAGACCGACGAGGCUACCAAAUACAAGAACGAUGUAUACAACUUGCAGGUGGAGCUUGAGAGCACCAGCAACCGUCUCAACGAAGAGGUGCAGGCACUCAAGGAGAAGCUGAGCCUGGCCGAAGGAGAGCGAGAUGCUCUUAAGACGAGUCUGAAAGAGGAAGAGGUCUUGCGCAUUGCCGCUGAAGGCCAGAUACCGCUACCAUCCGCCGAGUCUGACGAGCAUGACGAGUUCGCAUCACCACCACGAUCACCGCGCAAGCAGCAACAGGGUUCCCGCCAAGAUGACGAUAAGGAAAACGUUUCUCCAAAGAAGGGUGCAGUGGAGCUGCGGUUCAUCCAACAAGAGUUGGCUGCAGAGAAGCGUGCCCGCGAGCGUGCUGAAGAGCAGAUUGACUUUAUGAAGAUGGAGUGUCAGUUCCAGUGCUGCUCAUGCCGUAUUGCCGAGACAAGAGGCAAGCAGUUUGUGCACGACGACUCUCUCCAAGCUGAGAUGCAGCGUAUUAAGUCAACUCAGCCAGUCUUUACGCCUCCAGCUAGCAACCACGGAGACGAUGCCAUGGAGGGUGUAGUCAUGAAGCAGGGCCCUGUUGAAGCUGAGCGUCCCGUCACUCCUGUGGCAGAUGCCGAGCCGCUUGCCAAGGAGCCAGACACUGUCGUCGCGUUCUCACCAUCUACGGGCACUUUCCGCUCUGUGCCUUCUCCCAUGAAGGCACGGCCAACGAUGGCUGCAGCAGAGCCGUCGCCCGUUGUAGAGAUGGCCGAAGCACCACCACGGGAUCUCGGCGCAAAGAGGGUAUCGGUUCUUGCCGAGGAGAUUUCUCUUCCAGCGUCACGCCCAACAUCGCGCCCAGCGUCCCGCGUUGCCUUCGUGCGCGAUGAUCGAAAGAGCAAGUCGGGCGAUAUCAGCAUCCACGAGGAUGCCAUUGAGGACAGUGAUGACGACGAUGUAUUACCAGAACGUGAAUCCACUGGACCUGUCACUCCCUAUCUCACACGCACCAUCACCACCACUACCACAAUUCCCCUGCACUUCUCUCCUGCAACCCCAGCCUACAAGGCUGGACGAGGCCCUAUGACUCCUUCGACUGUCGCCCACGCCGCGGCAGAUGCACAGACGCCUGUCUUGGGCGAGCUGUCCUUGAACAACGUUGGCUUCGAUCGAGAGGCUGCCCUUGCAGCAAUCCGUGAGCGACGCGGCCGUGCUAGAAGUAUGGCUGCCGGGCACGGAACACCGAUGAAGCAGAUGGUAGAGGGAGUAAAGGACCGAAGGGACAUCAGUGCACCUAUACAGAGGGUACGAAGUGUAUCGAGGCUGCAGAGAUGAUUGCUCGAUACUAGAAGGCUUCGAGACGUUUGUCGGUGACUUGCGUGCUGGCGAAGGCGCAUAGAGAGUCGUGAUACCCUUUAUUUCUCCGUUCGCGGCUUUAACUUGCGCUUGGCGGCAUUGCAUGGAGUUGGAGGCUACUAUUGUUGCAUCAUCUACUGGACUUGGCGUUGGAUUUCCUAUGUUGGUUCGUUUGAUUAGGCAAAAACUGAGUUAUAUACCACAGUUACGCUUUUAUGUUUGAUGAUUAGUAGAGUAGAGUGAGUGUAAUUUGUAUCAAUAUCC